Dracunculus medinensis (Guinea worm) is the source of this 378-nucleotide messenger RNA. The record is from the annotation of a GenBank genome assembly. NCBI's taxonomy places the organism in Eukaryota, Metazoa, Nematoda, Chromadorea, Rhabditida, Dracunculidae.
AUGUACUUGUUUGCACUGCAAUCAGCGCUUAUUUCAUUUCUCAUAGCGACAUCAGAUGCAUGUAAAAUUCAAUUUCGGAUGACAUCGAAAGCAGAUUCACCUUUUAAAGUGCAAUUUAUAGUGCCAUCCAUUUCUUAUUCAAGUCCAGAACUUGAAUUCUUAACCAAGGAUCAAAGUAUUAUUCAUGAUAUUCAAGGAGAACAAUGCGAUGCAAAAAAGUGGCAUAUAAUUAUAUGGAAACAAGAGGAUGAUGAUUUCAUUCCCGUGCAUGAUUAUCAAACGAAAUUUGAAGGAAUUGGUCAUGUAUCUUUCGAAGUUGACAAUACAUACACACCAGACUUUACAGAUCGGUUUGGCGUGUUUCAGAGCAAUUUGUAA